Molecule: messenger RNA, 450 nt
Organism: Candida tropicalis MYA-3404
Lineage: Eukaryota; Fungi; Ascomycota; Pichiomycetes; Serinales; Debaryomycetaceae
Gene: RPL28
Product: 60S ribosomal protein uL15
Exons: 2
Coding region: 1-450 (149 amino acids)
Biological process (GO): translation
Cellular component (GO): cytosolic large ribosomal subunit; ribosome
Molecular function (GO): structural constituent of ribosome
Source: RefSeq, a predicted model, not a curated record
AUGCCUACUAGAUUAACUAAAACCAGAAAACACAGAGGUAACGUUUCUGCCGGUAAGGGUAGAAUUGGUAAACACAGAAAGCACCCGGGUGGUAGAGGUAAAGCUGGUGGUCAACAUCAUCACAGAACCAACUUGGAUAAAUACCAUCCAGGUUACUUCGGUAAAGUUGGUAUGAGAUACUUCCACAAACAACAAAACCACUUCUGGAGACCAGAAAUCAACUUGGACAAAUUGUGGACUUUGGUUGAUGCCGACAAGAAAGAAGAAUACUUGACCAAAUCUUCUGCUUCUGCUGCCCCAGUCAUUGACACCUUGGCUCACGGUUACGGUAAAGUUUUGGGUAAAGGUAGAUUACCAGAAGUUCCAGUCAUUGUCAAAGCCAGAUUUGUUUCUAAAUUAGCUGAAGAAAAAAUCAGAGCUGUUGGUGGUGUUGUUGAAUUGGUUGCUUAA